Molecule: messenger RNA, 543 nt
Organism: Cydia fagiglandana
Lineage: Eukaryota; Metazoa; Arthropoda; Insecta; Lepidoptera; Tortricidae
Gene: LSm7
Product: U6 snRNA-associated Sm-like protein LSm7
Exons: 3
Coding region: 129-488 (119 amino acids)
Biological process (GO): mRNA splicing, via spliceosome; nuclear-transcribed mRNA catabolic process
Cellular component (GO): U2-type prespliceosome; spliceosomal tri-snRNP complex; U6 snRNP
Molecular function (GO): RNA binding
Source: RefSeq, a predicted model, not a curated record
UAACAUAACCUUAAAUUAUUGUUUUGAACUUGCAUUUCUAUAUUUCGCUAUUAUUUGCAUGCAAACACAGCUGAUAUCGGCAGUAAAACUUUCUAGAAUACCCAAUUAUUGACUAGUAUUGUCCUACAAUGGCUUCAAAAGAAGGCGGCGGUGAUAAGGCAAAGGGUCCUCAAGGAGCAGGAGAUGGAAAAGAAAAGCGAAGAAAAGAGUCUAUUCUUGACCUGAGUAAAUAUUUGGAGAAGAGUAUACGAGUUAAGUUCGCCGGAGGGCGCGAGGCCGCCGGCAUUUUGAAAGGUUACGAUCCUCUGCUAAACUUGGUGCUCGACAACACCACCGAAUUUCUUAGAGAUCCUGAUGACCCAUACAAACUGCUAGAUGAUACCAGAGCAUUAGGACUGGUAGUCUGCCGAGGAACAUCAGUGGUGUUGAUCUGUCCCAUGGACGGAAUGGAGGCCAUUCCAAACCCCUUCAUCACCCAAGAAGGAUAGUCUGUGUAAUGUAUCAUUUAUAUUUUUAAGUCUACAUUAAAUAAUUUAAGGACCA